AUAGAAGCUUCACCCUUAUCAUCUCCGUGGUCCUCGUUUCUCUUCUUGGUGAGUGAUGAUGCUGUUUUCACCAUGCCUCGUGAUCGCUAUAAGGAACGUCUUCGUCAAGCUGACUUAAUUCAUCAUCAUGGUUUUCCAGUUGAUCCUCCUUGUCAUUAUUGUGAACGUAAAAAUCAAUCGUGUAUAAUGGAUUCAAAGAGUCGAAAUUGCGCUGCUUGCACUCGUCGUGGUCGGAAAUGCGAAAAACGAUUUCAUAGCGAUAAAGAGUGGAAUGAUCUUUUGAAAGCCGAACAAAAGAUCGAUUCAGACCUUCUGAAAAUUUCUGAGGAGUUGGCUCGCCUUCAUGCCAAACAAGUCCGUUUAUUGAAGCAGAAACGUCUUUUGCGAGAACGGGGUUCUAAGAUGUUGGAACAUGAUUCCUUGGUGAUGGAACAAUUAGAUGAAGAAGAUCCUCUCGGCAUUCCUCCCGAUUCUCCUAUCGAGAGUGAACAAAAUCUCGCAGCGUUGUCCGAAGUUCCUAAUCUGACUGAGAGUCAGAUAAAUGAGAUUCUUCGCUGGUCUCCGAAUCCAUCUGAGCUUGUUGCUGUCGGUGGAAUUCUCGAAUCUUCUCACGGCAAUUCGUCAAGUUCUUAA
Rasamsonia emersonii CBS 393.64 is the source of this 633-nucleotide messenger RNA. RefSeq lists its product as uncharacterized. NCBI's taxonomy places the organism in Eukaryota, Fungi, Ascomycota, Eurotiomycetes, Eurotiales, Trichocomaceae. The annotation marks the transcript as partial. The record is from RefSeq and is a predicted model, not a curated record. The transcript has a single exon.